CAACUCUCCACAUUUCCGUUACAUUCAAGGCAACUACACAUCGCCAAAACAUUCACCAUCACCAUGAGUUCAGACAGCAAUGAAGAAAAAACACUACAUCUCGUGGGCAUCGGCGUCAAACACUCAAUCGCCCCACCAAUGCACAACAUGAUCGCGAAGUCCCUUGGCCUUCCAUGGACAUUUUACAGCACCGAAGUUGGUACCGUCGAGGAAGUUUCAGAGCUCGCGCGAAAAGAGUCGACGGCUGGUCUCGUGGUAACCAUGCCAUACAAGAACACCAUAAUGCCGCUUCUAGACGACUUAGACGAUCUCGCGAAAACAAUCGGAGCUUGCAACAACACCUACCGCCGGGACGGAAAAAUCGUCGGAACAAACACAGACUGGCGUGGCAUCAAGGGAUGUCUGCUCGAGAAGGGGGAGGAAAGCGCCCGACCGAGUUCUGAUCGCCCAGCAUCAGCGUUGAUUGUAGGAGCUGGGGGAGCUAGCCGCGCAGCGGCGUAUGCUCUCAGCAGCCACCUCAAUUGUCCCACCAUAUAUGUGUUGAAUCGAGAUGACGCCGAGGUAGAGGCGCUUGUGAGGGAUACUCAGAAGAUCACUCCGACUCCGAAAAUCGUUCACGUCAAGUCCAUGGAGCAAGCGUCGAGUCUGGAUACGCCAUACUACAUUGUCGGCACGGUUCCAGAUUUCGAACCACAAACUGAGGCAGAGAAGAAUGUGGCGGCGAUUCUGAGACAUUUUCUCUCGCAGAGUCCGAAGGGGGUUUUGCUGGAUAUGUGCUUCAAGCCUCGACGGACCAGAAUGAUUAAGCUUGCAGAAGAACUUGGAUGGCCGACUGUGGAGGGCACUCAUGUUAUUGGAUAUCAGAUCCAGGAACAAUGGAGGCUUUGGGCGGGUGAGGAGCGUGUCGCUCGACUUGAUUCAGAUGCAGCCUGGAAGACUCUUUUGAAUGCAGCGGAGGAGAGUACCGCUAUCAAUUUCUAA
Messenger RNA from Periconia digitata, 981 nucleotides. The record is from the annotation of a GenBank genome assembly. NCBI's taxonomy places the organism in Eukaryota, Fungi, Ascomycota, Dothideomycetes, Pleosporales, Periconiaceae.